CAAAGCUGCCUUUAAUGCAGCACUUACAUUUAGAAAUUGGUCCUCUUUGUCACAUUUUUCUUGCAGCACAUACUCAGAAAUUGGUCCUCUCCUCUGUUCUCUGUGUUGUAACUUGUGUUCAUCAAUGUUGUCAUUUCUGUGUGCUGCUCUCAUGGUUCUCUAUGUUCCCUUGCCUCCAGAGGACCACUUCUCUGAGUUUGAAUUAAUCCCUGAGGAGGAUAAUUAUCAGAACCCCCCAACUGGAAAUGAUCAGCAGCAACAUGCUGAAUGGUUUGAGGAGCAGCUGGAAGCUGAUCUCAAAUGGUCUUUUGCUUUGAAUGGUGUGUUGCAUGCAGCAACAAGCGAGUUCCAAGACAUAGUUCUUUUGGACACAAAGCGAUUUGGAAAGGCUCUGGUGAUCGAUGGGAAGUUGCAGAGUGCUGAAAGAGAUGAGUUUAUUUACCAUGAAUGCUUGGUUCAUCCUGCUCUUUUACUACAUGACAACCCAAAAACAAUAUUUAUAAUGGGAGGUGGCGAAGGGUCAACAGCAAGAGAGUCACUAAAGCACAAAGAUGUAGAGAAAGUUAUCAUGUGUGACAUUGACAGGAUGGUUGUCGAUUUUUGCCGAGAACAUCUGACAGAAAAUCAGGAGGCGUUUCGUGACGAUAAGCUCCACAUUGUUUUCAAUGAUGCAAAGGCUGAGCUAGAGAAAACUGAAGAAAAGUUUGAUGUGAUUGUGGGAGACCUACCAGAUCCAAUAGAGGGAGGGCCUUGCAAUGACCUUUACACCAAACCCUUCUAUGAGCAAGUCAUAAAACCCCACCUCAAAGACAAUGGCAUCUUUGUCACUCAAGCUGGUCUGGCAGGAAUUCUUUCCCAUAAGGAUAUCUUCACUUCAAUAUACAACACUAUAAAACAUGUGUUCAAAUAUGUGAUUGCAUACACAGCUCAUGUGCCAUCUUAUGCAGAUUCAUGUGGAUGGGUUUUGGCUUCAGAUGAACCACUCAAAUUGGACGUUGAACAACUCAACAGCAGAAUCCAGGAAAGAAUUAGAGGAGAUCUCCUCUAUUUAGAUGGUGCUUCCAUUGUUUCAUCCACUGUAGUAAACAAGAUGAUCUGCACAUCGCUUCUGAAAGAAACUCAAGUCUUGACUGGAGAAAACGUAAGGUUCGUCUAUGGGCAUGGGCUUACAAAGAAUGCAGAAGAAUAGGGGGUCUAAUGUGCUAUUUAAAGGAAAACCAAUGAUAAAGAAUAAAAGUAUCUGGGCAUGUAGACUCAGAACUAAUAAUUGAAGUUUUUUUUAACAAAACCAUUGGCUCAAAUUCCGGAUUUUUGGAAAUAAUCAACUACCGUUGCUUUACCAUUAUGUCACUGGAUUAAGUCCCCACCUUUUGGUACCCCAGAAGCAAAAAAAUGUUUGUUAGAGCAAACCCCAUAUCAACUCUACCAAAAUCA
Prunus persica (peach) is the source of this 1434-nucleotide messenger RNA. Its product is annotated as thermospermine synthase ACAULIS5. Lineage: Eukaryota; Viridiplantae; Streptophyta; Magnoliopsida; Rosales; Rosaceae. The coding region runs from base 125 to 1189 and encodes 354 amino acids. Gene Ontology annotation, biological process: polyamine biosynthetic process. The transcript has 10 exons. The record is from RefSeq and is a predicted model, not a curated record. Gene Ontology annotation, molecular function: thermospermine synthase activity.